AAUCACCAUCAGAUUCAAUUCUAAGCACAAAUCUUGAAGAAAUGCAGUGGGUUGUGCAAAUCAAUGAGCUUCUCCAACGAAAUGAUUUUCAUACAGCUUUUGAAACUCCAACUUCAAUCUUUCAGGUGCCAGAUUGUAUUCGAAACGACAGUCCAGAGGCUUUCACUCCUCGUCGCAUUUCCUUGGGGCCUUAUCACCAUUUUCGCCCAGAGCUGCUCAAGUUGGAGCUCUACAAGCUCCUUGUAGCAAAGAAGGUGAAACACCAAAUCCAACUUCCUGAGUUUCACCAACUUGUCAGUGACACACUCAAGCCAUUGGAGCUCCAAAUCCGAGCAUGUUUCGACAAAUAUUUAGAAGUGGGAUGCGAGAGUUUGAGUUGGAUGAUGCUCAUCGAUGCCUUGUUCUUGAUUCGCUUGCUUCAUAUCUUUGCUGAAGUGGAAGUAAAGCGUGAUUUAAACAGUAAACUCUCAUGGCCUGAGCUUGAUGUUGAACACCAACAAUUGUACCUCAAUCACGAAGCAAGUUCAAUGGGUCGAGAUGAGAUUAUCUGCGAUGCUUUGAUGGUGGAGAAUCAAAUUCCGUUUCGUGUCCUCAAAGGAAUUUUAGUAGGAAACGAAAUCAUCAAUGAUUUGCCUGUCCAACUUUACAAAUUUUGCGUUUUGGUUUCGCCAUUUGGCUUACCGUCCCAUCGUUCCUUGUUCUUUAAUAGAGGCAGCCGUUUUCCUAACCUUCCUCAAACUUUCGAGCAGUCUCACCAUUUGUUACAAUUUUUAUACCUCUUCAUUUUGAAUCAGAGAGAAAUAGAAAUGAUCAGAGAGAACGCCGGUGAUGCCUUUAUAGGUUUCCUGUGUCUUUGCUGCGAGAUAUUGGGGUCACUCCUGCAGAUGUGCAUAGAAGGAGUAUUUAAAGAAUCCAAUGACUUAAUCCAAUCCUUGUUUACAAUACUUAAGACAUUAGUUCAACCAUCGUCACUCCAAGAUGACCUUUCUAUCAUCCCUUCAGCCUCGAGAUUGAAGAAACUUGGAGUGAAAUUUGAGCCAUCAUAUAGCCUUCGAGGGAUUACAUUUAGCAAGGAAAAAACUUCUCUUCGCUUGCCUACCAUCACAUUAGAUUCCAACUCCCAAGUAAUAUUGAGAAAUCUAGUAGCAUUUGAAGUCAUUGCCAAGCUGAGCCCACCAUGUUUAUCACAGUAUGCAGCCAUCAUGAAUGGAUUAAUAGAAACUACGAAUGAUGUCAAAAUUCUCACGAAAGCUAACAUUAUCAUUAAUCAUCUAGAGAGUGAUGAAGAAGUUGUGAAGUUGUUUGAUGGGUUUCCCAAGAGCGAAUCAUCACAGACCGAGUCUAGUUCUGAAUCAUCAAGCAUGGUAGAUAUGGAUGAAAUUAUUGAAAAACUAAACAAAUAUUACGAGAGCAAAUGGAGGAUUAAGGUGGCAAAGUUUGUAAAGAAAUACGUAUCUCCGACGGCCAAGAUCCUUGCUAUUCUUGUUGUCGUGUUGCUUAUAAUUUUUGUGAUUGCACGCAUAUUUUGUGGAUUAUUGUUUAGUCAUUGUCCUAGGGUUUUGAAAUCGUAAAAGAUGUGUGUUUUUGAGU
Momordica charantia (bitter melon) is the source of this 1590-nucleotide messenger RNA. Its product is annotated as putative UPF0481 protein At3g02645. Lineage: Eukaryota; Viridiplantae; Streptophyta; Magnoliopsida; Cucurbitales; Cucurbitaceae. The record is from RefSeq and is a predicted model, not a curated record.